Juglans regia (Persian walnut) is the source of this 1341-nucleotide messenger RNA. RefSeq names its product auxin efflux carrier component 5. The transcript is spliced from 5 exons. The record is from RefSeq and is a predicted model, not a curated record. Gene Ontology annotation, molecular function: auxin efflux transmembrane transporter activity. Gene Ontology annotation, cellular component: endoplasmic reticulum; plasma membrane. Bases 132 to 1214 code for a protein of 360 amino acids. Gene Ontology annotation, biological process: auxin export across the plasma membrane; auxin polar transport. Lineage: Eukaryota; Viridiplantae; Streptophyta; Magnoliopsida; Fagales; Juglandaceae.
AUACAAGUUACGUUCUCUCAAUAUUAUUCAACCCUACACUUAUAAGUAGUACUAGACUAGGUACUCCUACUUCGAAAUCAGGGCUAGUUUUUCACGUACGUACGUAGCUGAUCAUCGAGAAGAGAUUAAAAAUGAUAGGGUGGGGAGACGUUUACAAAGUGGUGGUGGCCAUGGUUCCUCUUUAUUUUGCACUGAUUUUGGGGUACGGCUCCGUCAGGUGGUGGCGUGUCUUUACUCGUGAACAGUGCGACGCAGUCAAUCGCUUCGUUUGCUUUUUCACUCUGCCACUCUUCACCUUUGAAUUCACCGCCCACGCCGAUCCUUUCGAAUGGAACUUUCUUUUCAUUGGUGCUGACGCCGUUUCCAAGCUCAUUAUCGUGGUGGUGCUCGCUUUGUGGGCUAAGUGCACUAGCAAAGGAAGCUAUCGCUGGUCCAUAACGAGCUUCUCUUUGUGUACUCUAACCAAUUCUCUUGUUGUAGGGGUGCCCUUAAUGAAGGCCAUGUAUGGCCAAUUGGCGGUGGACAUGGUCGUUCAAUCAUCGAUUGUGCAGGGAAUCCUUUGGCUCACUGUUCUCUUGUUCGUCCUGGAAUUUCGACGGACGGGUAUUGAUUUUUCUUCCGAUACGAGUGUUGGUGAUAAUUCUCGGGUGCAAUCUGGGGUUGAACCAGGAAAAGAUUUAGAGCAGAGCAGUGUCAAUGUUGAGCCAAGCACCAGGCCGUCGUUCUGGUAUUUGAUGAGGACGGUGUGGGUGAAACUAGCCAUGAAUCCGAACUCGUAUGCCUGUAUACUAGGCAUUGUUUGGGCAUUUAUAUCAAGUAGGUGGCAUUUGCAGAUGCCAAGCAUCGUGGAGGGAUCCAUACUGAUCAUGUCAAAAGCUGGGACAGGCACUGCCAUGUUUAGCAUGGGGAUCUUCAUGGCACUUCAAGAAAAAUUGGUUGCAUGCGGCCCAGGCCUCACUAUGAUUGGGAUGAUUUUAAGGUUCAUAGCGGGACCAGCCGCUAUGGCUAUUGGUGCUAUCGCAGUGGGUUUGCAUGGUGAUGCAUUACGUAUUGCUAUCAUUCAGGCAGCACUGCCACAAUCCAUUACGUCCUUCAUCUUUGCUAAAGAAUAUGGAUUACAUGCAGACGUACUUAGCACUGCGGUGAUCUUUGGCAUGAUGGUUUCACUUCCAUUGUUGAUAGCUUAUUAUGCUAUUUUAGAGUUUGUAUAUUGAUACCCUCGGAUGAGGGUUUUUACAAAAGAAAGGGAUCAGAAAGCUAAAGAUCGUUGGUCUUUCUGUUUUAUUUUAGUUAUUUCCUUUCCAUUUUGUUUUCUUUUGAACAUGUUCAACUUCAGCCUAA